UCGCUGCACUUACUGAUUUUAUGAGUAGCUGUAAUCUAAUAUUGCAGGAGAGACACAUGUUUGUACCUCUUCAUCACUAUAUAAGUAUAACACACUAAUCCGCUAACUCAAAACAAAACAAACACACACAAAAAGAAAAAAAGAAAGAGAGAAUAAGUUUCAAUGACAAGAAAGAAAGUAAAACUUGCUUUCAUUACCAACGAUUCAUCAAGGAAAGCAACUUUCAAGAAAAGAAAGAAAGGGUUGAUGAAGAAAGUGAAUGAGCUCUCCACUUUGUGUGGCAUCAGUGCAUGUGCCAUCAUCUACAGUCCGUACGAUUCUAACCCCGAAGUGUGGCCAUCAAAUUCCGGUGUGCAAAGGAUAGUCUCAGAGUUCAGGACGCUUCCAGAAAUGGACCAACAAAAGAAGAUGGUGGACCAAGAAACCUUUCUCAGACAAAGGAUAGCAAAAGCGUCCGAUCAUUUGAGGAGACAAAGAAAGGAUAACCGGGAGCUAGAGAUGACAGAAGUCAUGUUCCAGUGUUUAUUAGGAAACAUGGGAAUGUUUCAUAUGAAUAUCAUGGAUCUUAAUGAUUUAGGUUUUUUGAUUGAACAAUAUCUCAAAGAUAUUAACCGCAGGUUUGAGAUUUUACAGAGCUCUGGCAUGGAGAUCGGCGAGUCUUCCAAUGCUGCUGGUGUGGUCGAGACCCCACCAAUGGAGAUCAUGGCGUCUACAACCCCACCAACCACCACAACUAAUGAUCAGGCGGGUUCUUCCUCUUCACCAUUGGCAGCUUUUCUAAACCCUCUUCAACAACAACAACAACAACACCAACAAUUUCUUUAUCCAUCAUCUCCACAUGUUGGACUCUAUGAGCAACCUCCAAGUUUGAAUUUAAACCUAAAUCCGAACUAUAGUCAGAACCAACAACAAUGGUUUAUGGAGAUGACGCACCACCAGCCUGAACCAUUGAACUAUGCAGUUGAUGAUGAGCAAAGGGGUUUUCUAUUUAUGGAUGAUAACCACCACGAUCACCACCAACCCCAACACCAGCAUGAUCAACAGAUCCUUGGUGAUUCGUCCACUGUUUCAACUACCGUCGUUACUUCAAGCAGCACUAUCCCCGUUACCAAUCCAAGUCCUACCAAUAAUACAUGGUUUCGUUAGUAUUUCCUUUCUAUGUGGUUUUACCAGAGUUUAAGAGUGGGUUUCAAUUCCUAGUAAGCAAAUCAAUAAUUAUAUUCAAAUGUUCUUUACGGUUGUAAUAAACUUGCAUAACAAUUUUAUACGGGGUAGUUUUAUAUAUUAUUAUUAUAUUUUGUGAUGGUUAUGGUUUUCAGUGUAAUGGUCCUUAUUUUGUGAUAUCCUGUUUAAAAAAAUAAAAAGAUUUUGUGACAUUCUCGUUUUUA
Camelina sativa (false flax) is the source of this 1388-nucleotide messenger RNA. NCBI's taxonomy places the organism in Eukaryota, Viridiplantae, Streptophyta, Magnoliopsida, Brassicales, Brassicaceae. The record is from RefSeq and is a predicted model, not a curated record.